AUGGAAACUGAUAUUUCGAUGAAGGUUGAUGGUCCAGAUGGUAACUCAGAGAAAAAUCAAUUAAAUGAUGAGAAUUCAAAUAUAUUCCAUGCAAUUGCAGAUGUCUUUCAAAAGGCACAAUCGACUUAUGUGGGUCACAGAAGACAUGUAGCUGUUUUGAAAAAAAUACAGAAAAAGGCUAAUGCCCAGGGACAUGGUGAAGAAUUUAUUUAUUGGUUCAAUAAAUUGGUUUCGAAAGUAUUGCCCUUGAAGAAAAAUAAAGUUAUUGGUGAUAGGAUAAUUAAACUAGUCGCUGCAUUUGUUGCAUCGUUGGACCGUGAUUUAGAGAAUAUUAAACAACAAGAUUCAGAUAAAGCAAUGAAACAAUCUGAUGGUCUCACACAAGAGGCUUUCAAUCAAUUCGUUAACCGUUUUAUUAGACAUAUUUUGAGAGGUGUAGAAAGUAAAGAUAGAAAUGUAAGAUUGAGAUCUUUACAAAUAUUAGCAGUUCUCAUGGAUAAUAUCAGAGAAAUUGACGAGGAGUUAUACGAUUUAAUUAUGUGGUCAUUGAAUAAAAGAGUAUACGAUAAGGAAGCAAAUGUAAGGAUUCAAGCAGUAUUUUGUCUGACUAAAUUCCAAGACGAAUCGAUGAGUAAUAAUAGCAAUGAUAAUAAAAAGAACAAAGAUGAAAUCGUAUUAGAUAACGCUACACACAAAUUAAUGACAAUUAUCCAAAAUGAUCCUUCCGCUGAAGUUCGUCGUGCAUCCCUGCUAAAUCUGGUUAAUAAUAAGCUAACAAGAGCACAUAUAUUGGAGAGAUCUCGUGAUGUUAAUCAAAUCAAUAGAAGAUUGAUAUACUCCAGAGUACUAAAAUCAAUGGGCAUGACUUGUUUUGACGUCGAUACAAGAAUAAUGAAUCAACUUUUAAAAUGGGGUCUUGAGGAUAGAGAAGAAAGUGUAAGAAGUGCAUGUGCAAGACUAAUUUCAUUUGAUUGGUUAAAUUGGUUAAAAGGUGACUUGAUUGAGUUAAUAGAAAGAUUGAAUGUAAUUAAAUCUGAUAUUGCUGAUAAAGUAAUGGAGAUUAUUUUUAAUACAAGACCAGAUAUUAUUUCAAAAGUUAAGUUUCCAGAAGAAAUCUGGACAGAUUUUACAGUAGAAAUAGCAUUUUUAUCUAAAUGUUUCUAUUUGCAUUGCGCCAAUAAUAAUUUAGUAGAUAUAAUUGAACAAAAUUAUCCGGAGGGAACAAAAUUGGCAGAAUACUUGACUUCAUAUUUAAGAAAUAGAUAUGACAUACAAGAAACACAACUUUCAAAAUUGGAAAAAAUGCAUUUAGAUUUUAUUAUUGAACAGCUUCUAGUUAUUGCAACAAAAUAUGAUUAUAGUGAUGAAAUCGGUAGACGUCAUAUGCUAACAGUCAUUAGAAAUAUGUUGUCACUUGUUGAUUUAUCUGAAUCAUUAAUAAAAAUUGGAUUAGAAGUUUUAAAGAUCCUAUCUAUCAAUGAAAGAGACUUUGUAUCGAUGUCAAUUGAAAUAAUUAACGAUAUUCGAGAUGAUGAUAUUGACUUACAAGAGAAGUCUGAACAUAAGGGUAAUCCAAACAAAGAAUAUGAUAGUGAUGAUGAAGAUGAUGAUAACAUUGAAAAUUUUAAAAAUGCUGUUGAAGAUUUAGUCGAUGGUAAAAACUCAGCUAUUGAAGAAGGUAUAAAUGUAAAACAUGCAGAAAGAGAAGCUACUCCAGAAACUAUGAUUCGUUGUUUGACAAGAUCUUGUAAUUUACUACAAUUGGUAGAAAAUCCUUUGGAGCAAAAUGUUCUCAUUACUUCUUUAAUUGAUACAUUAAUAACACCUGCAGUUAGAAACUCUGAUCAAAAGAUUCGAGUAAUAGGUAUAAGGAACUUGGGUCUUUGUUGUCUUUUGGACAGACAACUAGCUGCUGAAAAUAUGUAUAUAUUAGGUAUGUGUGUUUCUAAGGGACAGGAAGAAUUGAAGGAAGUAGCUUUGCAAGCUAUUGUUGAUAUUUUUUCUGUAUUUGGGUUAUCAGUCGUCGAUGGAGAAAAUAUGGUAGAUUCCUUAUCAUUGCAUAAAAUUUUUUACAAAGUUUUAAAGAAUGGUUCAUUACCAAAUUGUCAAGUGAUAGCAGCAGAAGGUCUGUGUAAGUUAUAUCUAGCUGAUAUCUUUACGGAUGACGAUCUUUUUGAAACGUUAGUAUUAUCUUAUUUCACUCCUCAAAAUUCUUCGAACGAACGUUUGAUUCAAGCUUUUGCAUUUUGCAUUCCAGUGUACUGUUAUUCCCAUCCCGCUCAUCAGCAAAGAAUGGGAAGAAUAGCUGCAGAUGUACUGUUGAGGUUGUGCAUUAUCUGGGAUGAUAUUCAAACAAACGAUGACCCUGAAUCCGAAUUGCAAAAAAUGUUGAAACCUAAUAUUUUAUUUCAACAGUUUAUUGAUUGGACAGAUUCAAGAAAGCUGAUUAGUAGUUCAUCUAGGUUCCAUAAUCAGGACCAUUAUAAUGUCCAGCUAGAUUUUUUGCUAGAUGUGUUGAAGGUUUUCCCAAAAUUUGAAAAGAAGGAGAUUAAAAAGCUCCUAUUGAUAAAUGUUAACGCUGUUUAUAUAUCAGUUGAACAGGAUUUGGCUAGACUACAAGAAAUUCUAACUUAUGUUGAGGACAUCAUUGAAAAUGAAACAUUAGACUAUAUGAGCUCCAAUAGUUUAUCUAAAUUUAAAAACACCCUAAUUGAAACCAUUACUACAUUGCGUGAGGAUGGCAAACAAACUGAAGUUGGAUCUAACAGUGAUGAAGAAUUUUCGCAAGUUCUUGAUUCUACAUAUAAUAAGAGUGACAUAGAUUCAAUUGCUGAGGGCGAUAUGGAUGAUGACUCGGCGGUGGACUUAAAGAGCAAAGUGGAGAGUCCAGUUGAUGAAAGUGCUUUGAAGAAGAGAACAAUUGAUGAUGUUGAGAUUGAAAAUGAAUCGAAUAUAGAAGAAAUAUCUUCGACUCUGUUGAAGUCUGAAAAUUUGAAAAAUGUAAGCUUUAUUCUUCCUGAAGACAAUGAGAGUGAUUCAAUGUCAGUAGAUGACAAGCUAUAUAUAGAUGAUUAA
Messenger RNA from Tetrapisispora phaffii CBS 4417, 3075 nucleotides. It is a transcript of the gene YCG1, whose product is annotated as condensin subunit YCG1. The record is from RefSeq and is a predicted model, not a curated record. Gene Ontology annotation, cellular component: condensin complex; condensed chromosome. The coding region runs from base 1 to 3075 and encodes 1024 amino acids. The transcript has a single exon. Gene Ontology annotation, biological process: mitotic chromosome condensation. Lineage: Eukaryota; Fungi; Ascomycota; Saccharomycetes; Saccharomycetales; Saccharomycetaceae.